UGAACGACCUCCCCUUCGCUUUUCCUUUUUCUUUGCCUUCGCUAGCCACAUCAAUACGCCAUAAAAAUGGUGGAGAUCGUAGAAGCUUCCGCCGACGAGGCAUCUCCGCUGUUAACAAAUUCAAACCCGAACCCGACAAACAGGACUAGGUCCGUACGGACCAAAGUCCCAGAGGUGGAGGUCCACCUAUACCGACGUGGCAAGGGCCCCGUCGAUGUAUUCAAGUCAUGCCUAGGUGGGUGGGACCAGGACCAGCUCGAUGUUAGAGAAAUUCUCGACAAAUAUGGGUUCAAAUCAGUUUAUGCAUUCAAGCCUGAGUCGGGUCGGGGCGUUCCGAUCCGAUUUAACCCCCGUAAUGGCCGAUCCAUUCUCACUUAUCAUGAUGGAUCCAAAAUUUACGUCGAUGGAGAGCCUAAGGACGCGUUGAUCAAACCUAUUACCAGGAUAUUGGUCGGGGUUGCAGUGGUAACCAUACUUAUAGUAUUGCUGGUGAUAAGAGACCCUCCAGAGUGGGCAAAAAAGUUGAAUCUCUCUGAUGGUCGUAUUCCUCCAUGGCUUCUGGCUUGUGUUUUUGUUGUCUUCACACGCAUGAGGAAGAGAACUAGGGAUUUCUUGGAAAAUCGCCGAAAAUAAGCUGGUGGUUUACACUGCUGGAUGAAUGUUCUCAAAAUUUUGCAGGCUUUGUUUCUCUUGCUUCCUCUUGUUUAUUGGAUUCACAUAUAACAAAUGAUUCUUAAUAUUAACCCUUUGAAGGUAUAUCCCCAUUUUUCUCCAUCUGUUGUAUAAUUUUCUUUAUGGCUAUGAAUUUUCUGGUUGCAACUUGCAACUAGAAUUUCACACAAAGGCAUUCAUUUGCUAUUCUAUUUUACUAACUCAUUUA
This is a messenger RNA of Nicotiana tabacum (common tobacco), 880 nucleotides long. NCBI's taxonomy places the organism in Eukaryota, Viridiplantae, Streptophyta, Magnoliopsida, Solanales, Solanaceae. The record is from RefSeq and is a predicted model, not a curated record.